AACUCUCAUUGGAUAAUUUAAUCCCUUCCAAUUAUACAAACUGGAAAAAACGCCAAAAUAGAAAGAGAGAUGUAUGAAAGCGUUCUGAGUCUCUCUCCUCAGCAACAGUCAUUACAAAACCCCAAAAAAAUGGCGGAUACCAAAGUUGAAACCAUUUCAAGACUUGCCCAGUGGAAAAUCGACAAUUUUGGCCCUUGUUCUUACAAAAAAUCCGACUCUUUUAAACUGGGUCUUUGGAAUUGGCAUUUAGCAAUUGAAAAGAAUCGAUAUUUGUAUGUAAGAUUAUUUCCAGAGCCUUCUCGGGUGUCGAAGGAUCAGCCGCCACUUGCUCGUUUUAUUCUUAGAGUUUCUAAUCUUGGUGUUAGUCGCAGACCCUAUAUUUCUCCCAUUCACGAGAGACUUCUUCGUAACAGUGAUGAUUUUGUGUGGCCUGUGGACAUAACAUUUUUUGGUCGCUUUGUCAUUGAUGUUGAAUUUCUGGACUUGAAGAUCUGCGCACCAAUUGGUGGUGAAGCGGUUUCAAUUUGGCCAACGCAGGGAAACAUGCAAUCUUUAUCUUCCCAAAGUGCCCUUCAAACAAUCUCUCGCAUGCUCUACGAAGGAAUCCACACCGACGUUACCAUCAAAACUGCUGACGGAACCCUAAAAGCUCACAAAGCAAUCCUCUCAGCAAGUUCUACCGUGUUUCAGAGUAUGUUCCUACACGACCUAAAAGAAAAAGAAUCCUCCACCAUUGAGAUAAACGACAUGUCAUUGGAAUCAUGCAUGGCUCUUCUAAGUUACGUGUAUGGAACCAUAAAACCCGAGGAUUUCUGGAAACACAGGCUCAGUCUUUUAGCAGCCGCGAAUAAAUAUGACAUAACGAGUCUUAAAGAUGCGUGUGAAGAAAGCCUCUUAGAGGACAUUAACUCGGGGAAUGUUCUAGAAAGAUUGCAGGAGGCCGGGCUUUACCAGCUUGAUAAACUGAAGAAAGGGUGUUUAACUUACUUGUUUGAGUUUGGAAAGAUUUAUGAUAUUAAGGAUGAAUUAAACGGCUUUUUUCAAACUGCUGAUAGGGAAUUAUUAACAGAGAUGUUUCAGGAGGUUCUUUCGGUAUGGAAACCAGCAUAAUGCGCAGGAUGAAUUAAGCAGCUUUUUUCAAACUGCUGUUAGGUAAUUAUGAUGUUUCAGGAGGUUCUUUACAGUAUGUAACCCAGCUUAAUACACAGCUUUUUUCAAACUGCUGAUUGGGAAUUAUGAUGUUUCAAGAGGUUCUUUCAGUAUGGAAACCAGCUUAAUACGCAGGAUGAAUUAAACAGCUUUUUUCGAACUGGUUAUAGGGAAUUACUCACAGAGAUGUUUCAGGGGGUUCUUUCUUUCAGUAUGGAAACCAGCUUAAUAUGCAGGAUGAGUUAAGCAGCUUUUUGAAACUGCUGAUAGCCCUCCUUUCAGUAUGGAAACCAGCUUAAUACGAAGGAUGGAUUAAGCAGCUUUUUUCAAACUGCUGAUAGGGAAUUAUUGACCGAGAUGUUUGAGGAGGUUCUUUCAGUAUGGAAACCAGCUUAAUACGCGUGAAAGCUUGUUAAAGGUAAACAUGUAUAUAUCAACAAGCUUCUGAUCUCUCCUAUGCUUUAACCUUAUUUUUUCGCCCCCCUGUGUUUUUCUUCCUUGGUGUGAGAUUCUGUAAUACUUGGUCAGAUUCUGCAGUUAACUGUAGUUAUUGUGUGAUAAGAUUCUGUAAUAUUUAGUCAGAUUAUGCAGUUAACUGCAGUUAUUGUGUGAUAAGCUUAAUCUUCAGACAGUUCCUUCUGAUAUUAUAGGAAUACUCAAUAUAUGAUUGUGAAGUGUUCUCUA
Molecule: messenger RNA, 1833 nt
Organism: Spinacia oleracea (spinach)
Lineage: Eukaryota; Viridiplantae; Streptophyta; Magnoliopsida; Caryophyllales; Amaranthaceae
Product: BTB/POZ domain-containing protein At1g21780
Exons: 4
Coding region: 70-1110 (346 amino acids)
Molecular function (GO): protein binding
Source: RefSeq, a predicted model, not a curated record